AUGCGAAAAAGAGCGUUUGUUUGGCUGUUCACCCUCGUCGCCAUUUGCUCGGCGAGCUCGUUCCCGUGCGGACCGAGCUUCGUUCCGUGCACACAAAGAAGGGCUUUUUCGACUUUAAUACGUGAGUUCUCUUUUCUAUUUUUCACUUUUGGGGCGGUGCGAAUUUCGAACAUUCCGCGGAAAGCGGUAGAGCGCGAUCGCAAGACUUCUGCUGAACUUGUCAUUCUGAAAAAAACGUUUCUCUGUGAUACGUGAUUUCGGCAGGCACCCUUCGAUCUUUCAUAUUUAAACGUACACUGCUUUCUCGCUCGAAACGAGAUUUAAUCAAGAAAUAAUAAUGACGCAAGACGCUGAUCCGAUCUCAUAUCCGCCGUCGAAUUGCAGACUCGCCAAACAAAGAAUUCAAAAAAGAUGGGAGAUUCGAGUUUCCGGAGGAGUUAGAAACGGAACCGUCCGAAAAAGUGAGGAAUGAGCUGAAGAAGUCGAUGAAACAAGAGAUUGUGGCAGAAGCCGCGUCCGAAGCCGUCCAGCUCACCGAACAACUUUUCAACGAAACGGAAAGAGAAAUGAGCGACAAGUUCGAUGGUGGGGAAAUCAGAUAAAUGAAUGAUGAGAAGAAAGACUUGCAGACACUUUCAAGCAGUCGGAACUCGCGUGGCUACAGUACACCUACGCGGACCAGUAUGCAAAGUAUCUCUCGUUCGCGGCCAUCUCAUCGAGUGUCGCCGCUCAGAAGAUUUCAGAGUUUGCAUUCCCCUUCGUCUCCUUUCAUCGCUUUCUUCUUUUCAGUAAAUCACCGAAAAAUGUGAAAGGAAAUGUGCACUUCCUACCGACCGAAGGCACCAAAAUGAAGGAGAUUUGUCCGGUGAAUCAGAUCGAAGAGUGCGAAAUCGGAAAGUACAGGUAGGCUGCGGACUCGGAAGGCAAUACGAAGAAAGUGAGCACUCAGAUCGUACACAGGACACUGUAACAACGUGAAGAAUCCUCUGAACGGGGCUGCGUACGAGAGACUCAAAAGAUUCCUUCCGGCUGAUUAUGCGGACGGUGAGUGAAAACUGGAGAAUCUCGCGGCAGAACCCCUGAUUUCCAGGUGUCUCCGCCCCGCGUGCCAGCCAAUCCGGGCUGCCACUGCCUUCUUCUCGAGCCCUCUCCUCCCUGUUCACCCCUGCUCCGUCCGGCCAUGCCACGUGCUCCCUUCUCAUCGCUCCGUUCCUUUCUUUCCUCUACGAUGACCUAGUUCACGCGCCGAGCAACCGAAUAUUCAAACGUAAGUGA
This is a messenger RNA of Caenorhabditis sp. 36 PRJEB53466, 1275 nucleotides long. Lineage: Eukaryota; Metazoa; Nematoda; Chromadorea; Rhabditida; Rhabditidae. The record is from the annotation of a GenBank genome assembly.